CUGAGCCGUCACUCCCUCACUCUCCUGUUCUGCGCGUAACGAGCGCGCGCGUCUCCUCUCUCUCUCUCUCUCUCUCUCUCUCUCUCUCUCUCUCUCUCUCACACACACACUCUUCGUCUUUUCACUUUUGGACAUCAAUGAGCGCGCGUCUCGGAGCUCGCGGCCAGUGGAGAACUGUAAGCCGGAGAGCGCGCGCGUGCGUGCGUGCGUUAACUAACACAGAAAAGAGCGUGUAAACAUCGCAGUAAUGCUCACAUCAACGCCUCACGUGCACCAGUGAUUCAUCAUCAUCAUCAUCAUCACCAUCAUCAUCAUCAUCAUCAUCAUCAUCAGUUUUCAUUUCCUGGUUAGAGUCCGCGUGCACUUCAGAGGACGCGCAAAGAACUUAAACAUGUACGCUGCAGUGCUCGCGGCAGUGUUCGGAGUGGUGGGCGUGUUCUCGGCUCAGCAAGUGUGUCAUUCAGGACAGUACACCACCAGCGGCGAGUGCUGCAAACAGUGCCCGCCGGGCGAGGGCGCGGUCAAGCCGUGUGGAGAGACGCAAACAGUGUGUCAGCCGUGCCUCGACAGUGAGACGUUCUCGGAGAGCUUCAGCCACACAGCAAAAUGCAGGAAAUGCACAGAGUGCACUGGGCUGUUACGCAUGGAGACGCCAUGCACGGAUGCCAACGACGCCACCUGCGUGUGCGACUAUGGCUACUUCAUGUCACCCAUAACGGGGCAGUGCCAGGCGUGCACGGCGUGUCCAUUGGGCAGCGGCGUGCUGAGGCGCUGCGCCCUCGAGCAGGACACCAUAUGCGAGAUGUGCAUGGACGACACAUACUCAGACCAGGAGAGCGAGCUCAACUUGUGCCUGCCGUGCACCAUCUGCGAGGAUACAGAGGAGCUCCAGCACUGCACCGCCGUCAGCGACACCGUGUGCCAAGACUCGAACCUUCUGAAUUCUUCAAGCACACCACUGUCCUCUCUGGAGCCAUCAGAACCUCUGUUCAACUUCACCACCUUUCCAUCGGAAUACCUGCCAGAACCCAUGGAGAACAUGCCCACCACUGGUCCUGAACCCAAGACACUGGGCCUAGGUGAUAAUCUCAUUCCCCUGUAUGCCUCCAUUGUACCUGCUGUGCUGCUCGGCCUCUUUGCCUUCAUCGUCAUCAAAAGGUGGAAGAGCUGCAAACACAACAAACAAGAUGGUAGUACUCGAUCGGGCACGGAGAACCCGAGCCAGACGCCGUCACCGGAGGGAGAAAAACUGCACAGCGACAGUGGCAUCUCUGUAGAUAGCCAGAGUUUACAGGAGGGACAAGGCCUGGCACAAACAGUGGUGAAGAUCGACGAAGGCCUGAGUUUGCCCCUGCAUGCUAGCAAAGAGUUGGAGAAGCUCCUGGAUGAUGCGGCACCGCUGGAAAACGACUGGUCCAGCCUGGCCGGCUUGCUCGGGUACGAAGAAGAGCGCAUUGCCUCUUUCGGCCAGGAGGAGAGGCCAGUCCGAGCGCUGCUGAGUGACUGGGCGAGCCGUGACUCUGCCAGCGUCGACGCGCUGUGCGCUGCACUGAGGAAAAUCAACCGGGAAGAUCUCGCUCAGAGCAUCAUGCCCAAGUCCACGGCUACCUCCGUCGUGUGAUGAUACACACACUUCUGCUCAUCAAGCCAUAGCUCCUGCUUACACAACACAACCACACGCUAAACUAAUGUAUUACACGGUCUGGUCGUGCUCAUUUCAAAUGUUAACGCCAUCAAGCCUAAACGUCAGGUUGUCAGGUUUCGCAUGUACCUUUCGUUUAGAACCAGCAAGCCGACAUGCAUCGUCAGCACCACCCAAGCCUCUGCGCUCACACAGCAACGAUGCACCGAAUUUAAUUGUUUCUCAGUUUAACACGAGACUUAAUGGGUACAAGAACGCUCCAUUUUGCCAGCGUGAAAGAUUUUGUUCACAUUUGUUGUUUGUGCACACUGAUUGGCGCCGUCGCGUUUUCUCGUUUUUGGCCUAGUUGUAAUGAUCACAUUAAUUCAAUUCAAUUCAAUUCAAUUUUAUUUGUAUAGCGCUUUUUACAAUAGACAUUGUCUCAAAGCAGCUUUACAGAAAUAUCAACACGGUAUACAGAUAUUAAAGGUGCGAAUUUAUCCCAACUGAGCAAGACACUGAGUGGUGACGGUGGCAAGGAAAAACUCCCUAAGAUGUUUUAAGAGGAAGAAACCUUGAGAGGAACCCGACUCAGAAGGGAACACAUCCUCAUCUGGGUAACAACAGAUAGUGUGAAAAAGUUCAUUAUGGAUUUAUCUGAAGUCUGUAUGGCGUUAGGAGCAGCCGUAGUCCCAGCAGUCUGGAAUUAAAGAAGAUUUGAGCUCCAUCCAUUAAUCACUGCAAAUUUGGUUUACUCUAACAAUAUGGCUUCCACCCUUACUAUUCAGCAACGCACAAAAUAGCACUUGAUGUGACGAGUCCUAUUAUUUUGCAUUUUAUAAUUUUUUUUAUAUCGCACACACGAUUCAAAUGAAGUCAGGAAAUCACAAUUGCAUACUGUACGUGGACAGCACAGCUCAUUUUAAGUGAAUUCAUAAUUUUAGUUCAUUUCAACGUGAUUAGCGAAUUGGACGACGGCAGACUGAAUGACAAAACAAGCCGUGUGAACGCAGGGUGCUUCGGUCGUCUGUUUUCCGAAUCCCACCCGGACAAAUCUAUCGAUCUAUCCAAUUCUGUCUGUACCGCUAAUGCAAUUAUAAUCUUUAUCUUCGGUCCACACACUUCGGCUAAUCAAAGCUUCGUUGAAUCCGUCGUAACGAGGGUUGUAAAUUGUGUAAAAUACGUCAUAAAUAUGCAAUGUUGAACAGUGUGCGAGGCGAAUAACACAAGCCUUGCUCUCCAGAGGCUGAGAGACUGCUGGCACCAAAAAACCACUUGGAUGAACUUCAAAGGAGAAAGUCGAGCCUCAGAUAAAGUGAUUUAUAGACGCUGUGGUGAAAGAAGGAGAGUAAAAAUAAGACGUGCUAAGAAUGUGGGCUAAUGCUAACAGAUUUUAAGAAAUUAUUUUGUUGCCAUGGUAACACAUUGUUGUCGCAAUGCAUUUUUUUGUUGCCAUGGUAACACUUCUUUUUUGUCAUGAUAACUGUUUUUCGCCAUGUUAACCCUUUGGUGUCAUCACUAGAACGUUUUGUUGUUACCGUAGUAACCCUGUUGCCAUGAUACGUUUUUGUUGCCGUUGUCGCAACAACGCUUUGUUACCAUAGUAACCCUGUCAUUGUGAUUCUUCUUUGUUGCUGUGGUUGUCACAGCAACUGUUUUGUUGCCAUGAUACAUUUUUUACUUGCUAUGGUUGUCCUAAUCAGUUUUUUUGUUGCCAUGGUAACUCUUUGUUGCUAUUCAGCAGGUUGCCAUGAUCAUUUCCACUAGCUAAAACAUUGAUAAAUUACUAACAAGCAUCGAUUUUCAGUUUUCAGGUUCUUUUAAUCAUUUUCUUUCUCAUUUUUUCCCUUCAAAUUGGUUUGAAGUUUGAAGUAAAGCGCGAAAAAUUUUAUGGACGGACAACAAAGUAUUGGUGUCAUGGUGGUCCAGUUCUAAUGCUGGGAAACAGUAUACUGUUGUUGUUUUUCUUGAACAGGAAGGUAAGUUGAUCUCGGUAGUUACCUGGCCAGGGUCAUCACCAUGACAAAAGAGCUUGGUCAUAUCGUCGUGACCUAGAUCAAGAAUGACAAGCACACUUUCUGGAAAAAAACAAGCUCUCUCUCCCUCACUGGUCACCCCAUUUGAAUACUUCAGGUUAACUAAAAUCAAAUGACUUAAAUGAAGGCUGUAAUAUGUGAGAGAAAUAUAAGCAUAAGCAGCACACAUUGACCGCUGCCUUAAUACGAACCAGAAACAACAAAGAAUCCAACAUGCAAAGCGUCACGGCAGGUUCUUCCUCAGGCAUUCGGGCCGAUCUGAAAUCAGUGGGCUGAAAUUGAAACGUCAAGUAACUAAGACAGGCCAGGUGUAUAUACGCAUUAAAAAGGACAUUUACAAAGACUUUAAACAUAAUGUAAAUGUAAUAUAAGCUCACAUUAAAAAAAAAAAAAAAAAUCUCUCCACCUUGCUCAGAUCUUGCUUAGAGUUAGAUUUCAGGCCCGAGGAUUAACGAAAUAAAUACUGUGUACUGUAAGUGAAGGCAACUUUAAACAUAAUGUACAAACUGGUGGAUAUAAACAUCCAACGCAUUGUUAGCGACAUUAGCCCUGGUCUAAACCGACAAGGAAAACCCCAACUACGUUUGGUCUACAUGUCCUUUUUGGUCCAAGCUGUUCCUUUAACUCGAACUUUAACUCUGAACGAUUUAUUGUUGGAGUGUGGUACUAAUGAAGGUACAGAGCUGAAUGAAAACGAGAAACAGAUAUCCAGAGGCACAGAAUUAUCACAAGGUUUUAACACUAGUGACACUUUUAAACCUUUUAAACGUCACAUUCGUUGUCCACCGUAAAGCGUUACUUGGCUCCGUGCCAUCACCGGCGGAGGAUUUACUGCGUUAAACGGAAGUUUAAAAAGACGUUUCGACUUUUCAUGAUGAACAGGAGAUGACAGGAGGCCUGUGUUAGGGGUCGAGGGUGUACGGUUCUCUUUUGAUUCUGACAGAGCAGAACGCCUGGCUGUAAAUCCUCAGGAGACAUUCAAAGCAGAAGCGAUAAACUGGUCUGGCCUCAUGUUUAAAAAAGAAAAAAAAAGAUUUCAAUCACCUGUUCUUCAAGUUUUACUUUAGAAAUGACCCCAAACGUCGAUGUGCUUGGUGUCUGAAAUUUGCUUCAAGCCUAAUUACAUAUGAAAAGUCAUCGAGGCAUCUUGCAUUGUAGGAUUUCUCUGGAGCAUAUUAACUCUGAAAGCAGGCAGAAAUAAAAUACCAAUUAUAAAUCCAACUAGAAUACUGCAAAAAGACAUCUGUAUCUAAAUGACACUAUUUAUGACUGCUUCAUUAAUAUUAAGUUUUUAAAAAAGUUUUGUCAUGCUUAGUAUAUGUAUUGAUCUAUCUGGUUUAUGAAUCAGCGAUCGCUACGGCCAGCUGCUUAACUAGCAUGCUAGCUACUGGAAAUAAAACAUUAACGUACACAAUACAACACAGUUCCACAGCACACACUUUUGAAUAAUUCCCCUCUAUGAUAUAAGAUGAAAUACGAUAGAAAAAAAAAAAUAAAACAACCAGUGCAGCCAAAUACAUCUUUUAUUGACAGAAAAGAUUUGAGUCCAAGAUGGCUGCCCUCAGCUACACAGUGAAAUUUGGUUGAUGUUUAUGGAUGGCAGGAAGUCUCACUGGGUCCUAAACACCGUCAGCAAGUCCGCUUCAGACAUUUUUGAAUGAAACAGAUUUCCACUGCAUGUUAGCUACAUUAGUUUGUAAUUCAUUUCCGCCAAAUUGUUCCUUUUAUCAGGAAAGGAAGCCAGGAUGCAAGUUUUCGUUCACACACGGUAUAUAAAUAUCUCACUUGUAAUGAAGGUAUUCCCUUUUUGUAGGAGGGAGUUUCUAAUUUUCUUACCAAGAAGUGUAAUUAGGUUUUUCUUUUAUGUUCUUUUUUUACUUUUAUUAUUAUUAUUAUUAUUAUUAUUAUUCGUUAAAAAAAAAAAAAACAGAUUAGGGUGUAGCACUUAAAAGUAUAAAUAUAUAUAGAGUCUCACAAGUGCCUGAAAGAAAAAUGAGGUUUGCGUUUCUGUAACAAUAUCUUUGUUGUUCAUUUCAAUUACUCAACGCUUGGUCUCGGUUUCUUGAACAACAGAAACCACUGGGUCAGCAAGGGGUGGAGCUUAAACGGACCACAUCACCGCGAAAGCAUAAAAUACUGGGUUUAUUUACAUACUUUAACAAUUUAGUAGUGUUACCAAAACGCAACACUGACCCCGGGGUAACUAGUAAGCUUUGCUAAUAUUAACAAAUGUUUGACCUGGUUUGCUAGCUAACAUUAUGCUAAGCAUUAUAUCGUAUGGUCAAAACAUAAUAUACAAACAUUCUCACAAGCUUGCUAACUGCAUAAUAUGUGUGUAAUACUUUACGGAAGCUAGCUAACGCAAAUCGGUGAUGUCAUAUGAUGUGAUUUUUGAUUGGCUGAUUAAAUUUGACUUAAGCCCCACCUCUUGUUGAUUCUGCAGGGCUGUGGUUAUUUCUGUCACAACGUUGUAAUUAACCCUAUUGCUAUUUUCCGGUUAGUGGUUCUGUAGAUGUUGAAGAUAUUACUCACUGGUCUUGGUAUUACAAAUAAGAGGCAAAAAUCAUCAUUUUUCAAUCCUGCGCUUAUUUGAGUAGCAUGAUGGAGCUGAAGCGAAGGAAGUGAAGGAGGAGACACCAAGUGGCUUGUGGGUAAUUUAUCCUGGGAAGUGUUUUCAGUGGGUCGGGGGGUAGUGAAUAAUGUACAAAAUUCUGAAUGUUCCUUGUAUUUACUUCUAUGUACGCUGUAUCAUAUAAAUGUGAAUUCGCUAUAAUUCUUGAAUGAAAUGGUUGAGAAACAAGGAAAUAAACUAAUUUGAGUUGCAACACCAUA
Ictalurus punctatus (channel catfish) is the source of this 6489-nucleotide messenger RNA. RefSeq names its product nerve growth factor receptor b (gene ngfrb). The record is from RefSeq and is a predicted model, not a curated record. Lineage: Eukaryota; Metazoa; Chordata; Actinopteri; Siluriformes; Ictaluridae. The transcript is spliced from 6 exons. Gene Ontology annotation, biological process: Rho protein signal transduction. Gene Ontology annotation, cellular component: plasma membrane; cell surface. Gene Ontology annotation, molecular function: nerve growth factor binding; death receptor activity; coreceptor activity. Bases 392 to 1621 code for a protein of 409 amino acids.